Lingula anatina is the source of this 1983-nucleotide messenger RNA. RefSeq names its product organic cation transporter protein-like. Lineage: Eukaryota; Metazoa; Brachiopoda; Lingulata; Lingulida; Lingulidae. Gene Ontology annotation, cellular component: membrane. Gene Ontology annotation, biological process: transmembrane transport. Gene Ontology annotation, molecular function: transmembrane transporter activity. The record is from RefSeq and is a predicted model, not a curated record.
CCGCAAUCACGCGACGAGCUGAGAAAUCCUAAUCUGUCGGGAGAGGCGCUCAGCAAGCCUAUCUUACGUCAUCCUAAUCACGUCAUACAAAUUCAAGAUGCAUUUUGACGACAUACUCAAGCAGAUAGGAGAAUUUGGGAGGUUCCAGAUUAUUAACUACAUCAUCAUCUGCAUCCCGUUGAUUUCUGCGGGCUUUCACAUGCUGGUAUCCGUGUUCAUCCAAGUUUUACCACCUCAUAGGUGCCAGCUGCCAGGAUUGGAAAACGACACGUAUGAAAUCCAAGGAGACUGGCAUAAAGCCUUGAUUGAGGCCACGAUACCAGUGACAUCUGACGGCGACUACUCCAAGUGUACCAUCUGGGCCAAUCACACCUUGGCGUACACCGGUAACAUGAGUGAGCACAAGUGCGACAGCUGGGUGUACGAUCGGUCGAUCUUUACCAGGACGUUUGCCACUGAUUUCAACCUGGUAUGUAAGGACAAGGAAAAGAUCACCCCGGCUCAGGUCGCCUUCAUGGGCGGAGUGUUGGCAGGAGCCUUCAUACUGGGCUUUAUGGCGGACUAUUUGGGCCGUAAGCUGACAUUUCUGGUGUCCAUGCUUCUUCAAGGACUUUCGGGGACAGCCGCAGCGUUCGCACCCGAAUACUACAGCUUCGUCUUCUUUCGCUUCUUGGACGGUUUUUCGAACGCUGGGGUCAUGAUGUGCGCCUUUGUGCUAGGUGUCGAGCUGGUCGGACCUUCUAAACGAAUGUACGCGGGUCUCAUCAACAUGUACUUCUUCGCCCUGGGAGAGAUCAUCCUCGCCCUCCUGGGCUACCUGAUCAGGGACUGGCAAUACCUUGAGCUCGCCAUUUCUAUCCCCAGUUUCCUGUAUCUAUCUUAUUGGUGGUUGAUUCCCGAGUCAGCAAGGUGGUUGCUGGCGAAUGGUAAGCAUGAAGAAGCCGCCAAGAUACUGAGGAAAGCGGCCAAAGUGAACCGCGCCCAUCUACCAGAGAAAUUUCUUGAACAGGUGUCCGAGGACGAAGAAGUCCAGUCUUCGAGUUUGCUGAAUAUCUUUCGCGCUCCUAAACUGCUGUGCAGAACUGCGAUCAUUUUCUAUAACUGGUGUAUCGUAAGCAUGGUUUACUACGGCCUGAGCUUGAACAGCGGUAAUCUGGGAGGCUCAAUCUUCCUGAAUUUCCUGGUGGCCGCGCUCGUGGAGUUUCCCGCCUACACCGCGUGUUUCACCAUAGACAAGCUGGGGAGAAAGGCGGUCUAUUGCGGCAGCAUGCUUCUUGGAGGUGUGGCGUGUCUCUGUAGCAUCUUUGUGGCCGUUUACGCAGAUCCAGACGCGCCCAGUACCAAUUGGAUCAACGUGUGUCUCUCAAUGACCGGUAAAUUUGGUGCCACGAUGGCCUUCGCUAUCGUCUAUGUGUGGUCGGCGGAGAUCUACCCCACCGUGGUCAGGAACGGCCUCAUGGGAUUUAGCUCCACAUUUGCCAGAGUAGGAGGUAUGCUGGCCCCGGUGAUUGCGAAUGAGAUCAAGUUUGAAGGAAAGAUCGGGCAGAACGCGGCUCUCAUAGUAUUUGGUGGUACUACAAUCCUUGCCGGUCUGUUGUCUCUCCUGUUACCGGAAACAACCGGCCGAGAACUGCCGGAAACUAUCGAACAGGCUGAAAAAGUCUCCACCCGUCAUCCGGGCUCUAGGAAACUGACCGACAGAGAGCACAGAGAGAAACUAGGCCUCAGUUUGACCAGUCUGAACGAGAUCAGCAUGUCGCCAAGAUAAGAGGCUCUUCAACACGGGCAGACGUGACGUCAUAAUAAACAACAGGCGUGCGUGACGUCAUAAAACUGCAUUCGACUUCACAAGAUAAUUUCAGUAUACUGAAAAUUGCAAUGAGAGUCAGUGAUUUUUAAAGCAAUUUAGAUAUCUGGAUUAUUAUUAUGGUUAUUAUUGUUGUUUCGUUACACAGCAGGACAAAUAUUAUUGCCAAUAAUAAC